Molecule: messenger RNA, 612 nt
Organism: Thamnophis sirtalis
Lineage: Eukaryota; Metazoa; Chordata; Lepidosauria; Squamata; Natricidae
Gene: CRYBB2
Product: crystallin beta B2
Biological process (GO): visual perception; lens development in camera-type eye
Molecular function (GO): structural constituent of eye lens
Source: RefSeq, a predicted model, not a curated record
AUGGCCUUGGACCAUCAGACCUCGAAGCAGCUGCAAGCCACUUCCAAGAUCGCCCUCUUCGAGCAGGAGAACUUCCAGGGGCGCUGCCAGGAGCUGAACACCCCCUGCCCCAACUUGAAGGAGGCUGGCAUAGACAAAAUCAGCUCCAUCGUGGUGCACUCUGGCCCGUGGGUGGGGUAUGAGCAGGCCCACUUCAAAGGGGAACAGUUCAUCUUCGAGAAGGGGGAGUAUCCCCGCUGGGACUCCUGGACCAGCAGCCGCAGGAGCGACAGCAUCUGCGCCUUGAGGCCCAUCAAAGUGGAUAGCCAGGAGCACAAGAUUGUCCUGUACGAGAAUCCCAGCUUCAGCGGCAAAAAGAUCGAAAUUGUGGAUGACGAUGUGCCCAGCUUCCACGCCUACGGCUACCAGGAGAAGGUGUCCUCCGUGCGCGUGCAGAGUGGCACGUGGGUGGGCUACCAGUACCCCGGCUACCGUGGGUACCAGUGCCUGUUUGAGAAGGGCGACUACAAGGACAACCUCGAGUUUGGAGCCCAGCAGCCUCACAUCCAGUCGGUCCGGCGCAUCCGGGACAUGCAGUGGCACCAGCAGGGCGCCUUCUACCGCACCAGCUAA